Ficedula albicollis (Collared flycatcher) is the source of this 724-nucleotide messenger RNA. Its product is annotated as zinc finger protein 638-like. Gene Ontology annotation, molecular function: mRNA binding. Gene Ontology annotation, cellular component: nucleus. NCBI's taxonomy places the organism in Eukaryota, Metazoa, Chordata, Aves, Passeriformes, Muscicapidae. The coding region runs from base 110 to 724 and encodes 204 amino acids. The record is from RefSeq and is a predicted model, not a curated record. Gene Ontology annotation, biological process: regulation of RNA splicing. The transcript is spliced from 5 exons.
AGCCAGGAAAUUAAUUAAGGACUAAUUAAAAGCAGCCCAGAGCGAGCCAAGGAAGGCAGGAAUUAGCAGAAGGCUCCGAGCUAACAGAAAAGCAGCUCUGGAAGCCGUGAUGAAAACCUUGGGACCGGGAUUUUUGGCCGAGUUUAAAAAACACAAAUCCCUGCAAGCAGCAGUUGAAGAAUCCUUAAGCUCAGGAAAAUCCCAUGGAAUUUCCAGCAGGACCAGUGGGAAUGGCAAAAAAAUUCCCAAAAUUUCCAGAAAAGAUGGAACAGCUGGAGCAGGGCCCAGCUCAUCCCAGGAAUCCGAGGGGAAUGUCCCAAAAAAAGAGAGGGAAGAGGAGGAGGAGGCGUCGGGGAAAAAUCAUCCUGCAUCCUAUAACAGGCUGCUGAGGGAGGACCUGCUGAGCUGUGGCACCGUGCUGCAGAUCUCGGAUUUGCCCGACGACGGAUUUUCCGACCAGGACAUCAAAAAACUGGUCCAGCCCUUUGGGAAAGUCAGUGACCUCAUCGUGCUGCGCUCCAGGAACGAGGCCUACCUGGAGAUGAAUUACAAGGAGGCCGUGAUCGCCGCUGUCAAGUUUGGGGAGACGGCGCCGGUUCUGCUCAACGGGAAACGCGUUCGGAUCAGCGUGGCCGAGAGACCGCGGGCGGCAGCGGCGCAGGUGAAAAAAACGGUGAAAAAGAAAGUCCUGAACCCCAAAAAAACUCCAACAAGCACCAAGUAA